Molecule: messenger RNA, 789 nt
Organism: Poecilia reticulata (guppy)
Lineage: Eukaryota; Metazoa; Chordata; Actinopteri; Cyprinodontiformes; Poeciliidae
Source: RefSeq, a predicted model, not a curated record
AUGUUUGUUUUCCUGAGCAGAAACGCAGACUUGGACCGGCAGUUCAUAAACAACUACAAACCUAAAGGUGAAGGUCAAGAGAAGCUCAGGAUUCUUCUGCAUGGACCGAUUGGAGCUGGAAAAUCCAGUUUCAUCAACUCUGUCAUCAGCGCCGUGGAGGGUAGAAUCAGUGUCAGGGCUGCUGCAAACACCAGUCAGAGCGGCUUCACCAAGGAGUAUAAAACAUACAGCAUUAAAAAAGGAGACCAGGAUGACAAGCAUUCUUUGGUAAUAAAUGACAUGAUGGGUCUGAACUGUGGUAAUCGGAGACAAAGAAGAGUCCAUGAGAGAGACGUCAUAAGGGCCAUGAAGGGAAACAUCAAGGAUGGAUACACAUUCAACCCUGAAAGUAGUUUGUCCAAAACUGAUCCGUUCUACAACAAGAAUCCAACUAUCAACGACAAAGCUCACAUCCUGGUUACCGUCAUUGAUGCCAACACAAAACUGGACAAAAUUGUAGUAGAGACAAUUCAGGAGAUCAGAGACAAAGCCACUGACCUGGGGAUUCCUCAUGUGGUUAUUCUCACCAAAAUUGAUGAGGUCUGUCCUGAGAUCAAGAAUGUCUGCAGGAGCCGAGAGCUACAGAAAAAGGUUCAGGACUUUAGCAAGCUGGUGGGAAACGCUGAGAACUGCAUCUUCCCUGUGAAGAACUACAAUGUGGAGAGAGAUUUGGACAAUGACAUUGAUGCUCUGAUCCUGAAGACCCUGAGACACAUCAUCGAGAUUGGAGAUGAAAAACUUAGCAGCUAA